Ilex paraguariensis (yerba mate) is the source of this 1209-nucleotide messenger RNA. The record is from the annotation of a GenBank genome assembly. NCBI's taxonomy places the organism in Eukaryota, Viridiplantae, Streptophyta, Magnoliopsida, Aquifoliales, Aquifoliaceae.
GUUAUACACACACACACAAAUCUUGUGUGCAUUCUUCAUCCCCCCCCCCCCCCCCCCACCCCCACCCACAAGCAAAAAAGGGCCCCUCACCAAAACACGCACAUCCCUACUUUAUAAACCCAUUUCAUUUCUCAUCCUCCCACACCCAAUUUUCUUUGCUACAGCCAUUCCGCUCACGGGUAAGAUUUCGUACAUCUAUUUUUUUUAUGAGAUUGAGCAGUGAUAAGCGAUUCAUUCAUCAAAUCUAACACACAUAUCGAAUUUGUCCCUUUUUGAAAGUUUCGUGCCAUCCUCUUCGUUCUAGUUACGGAUAAGGUUACACACAUUUGAUUGUUCUUUUAAAAUCAAGGACCGACAAUUAAUAAGAGAUUCGUCCACAAACCAAGAUAAAGAUUGUGUGCAUCUAACUGGUGUUCUCAAAAGAGACUCGAACACCAAAACUGCCAUGGGAAACUAUGUGUCAUGUACUUUUAUUACCCCUAUAAUGAAAAGCUCCAUGGCAGCUAGGGUGGUAGUUCCCGGCGGUGAAAUACGGCACAUUCGGGAACCGGUGAAGGCCGCCGAGCUCAUGCUGGACUGCCCAAGCUUCUUUUUGGUUAACUCUCGAUCUUUGAACAUUGGUAAAAGAUUUUCAGCUCUCUCAGCCGAUGAAGACUUGGAGUUUGGCAACGUGUAUAUUAUGUUUCCGAUGAAGAGAGUGAAUGCUGUAGUUACGGCGGCCGAUAUGGCCGUGUUAUUUAUGGCGAUCAACUCUCCUGCUAAACGGAUUUCCGGUGUCAAGGUGGGAGUUUUACCGGAAGCGACAGCUGUGGCCGCGGAAAGAAGAGAUAGUUCGCCGGAAAGUGAUGUCGUCGGAAGGUCGGGACUGAAUUUGAGUGACGUGGAGGGUUUCCCGGCGCCGGAGUUCAGGCACAGGUUAUCAAUGUGUAGGUCAAAGAAGCCCCUGUUGGAGACAAUUACAGAAGAGCCAGUUUGUUCAAGAUGAGAGAGGGUGUUUCGCAGGGGUAUUAUAGGAAAGUCGUGUAGGCAUUUUUUUUUUUUUUAGGAAAAAAAGCUUUAGUGGAGAAAUUGGGGGUGUAAUUAUCGAAUUUGAAUGAAAAUUUAUGGAGAAAAGCUGGAAAAUAUUUGUAGAAGUCAAUGAUACAGAGGAUGUAUUUGACCGAGUAUUGUUAUGUUUACUAAAUUUUAUAUAUUAAAUAUUGUUGGUGA